AUGUCUGACGCCAGCGACGCCGUUUGCGAGCGGCUACGGUUGAUCGAGGACCUCAAGUUCUUUUUGGCGACCGCCCCGGCCAACUGGCAGGAGAACCAGGUGAUCCGGCGGUACUACCUAAAUCUGGACGAAGGGUUUGUCUCGUGUGUGUAUUGGAACAACUUGUACUUCAUCACCGGCACCGACAUCGUCCGCAGCAUUGUCUACAAGUUCGAGCACUUUGGCCGUAAAAUCGUCGACCGCAAGAAGUUUGAAGAAGGGAUAUUUCUGGAUUUACGCAAUUUGAAGUGUGGCACCGAUGCCAUAUUAGAGCUUCCGCGGCUGGAGUUUUUGGAGUUCUUAUUUAAAAACCUGUGUUUGCGGACCCAGAAGAAACAAAAGGUGUUCUUUUGGUUUAAUGUGCCCCACGAUAAGUUGAUGGCCGACGCGCUCGAGCGCGACUUAAAGAAAGAGAAAUUGGGCCACCCGCCGACUACGGUAGCCCACGCCGAGCCGGCGUUGCUGUUUGAGUACGAUGAGCUGAAACUGUUAUUCUCUCAGCUUAAUAGUCAUAUGAGCCACCAGCAAUUGCUUAAAGGAGUGGCCACGACCGAAGAAGACGCCGUUGAGGCUAUUGCCAGCUCUGGUGACCCCGCAAUCAAAGCUGAAUUUCAACCGACGCUUCCUGGCGCCAGUACUCCACCGCCCCCACGACCAGAGAACGCAAACGCCAACGACAACGACGGAGACGAAGACGACGACGACGAUGAUGAAGAUUUCCCGUUGGAUUUCAUCCACCCUUACGACCACGACCAGGUGAUCACGCUAGACGCCAACCAACACGUUGCCUACGGCAGUUUGGUCGAUGACACCGACUACGAUCUGUUUGUCGAUACCCUGGUUUUCACCCAGAUACCAUCGUCGAACGGCUCCAUAGUAUCGCAACCAGUGGCAUACACUGACGAGUAUCUUAUCGAACAGGCUCAGCCGCUCAAACCCUUCCACACGAGUCGCGCUGACGAUACGUAUUUGAUACCGCCACAGCCAUCGCUGCUGGCCAGCUAUGCGCCUCAACCUCCUUAUUACGUGCCCAUGUCGACUCCCGGAGGCCAGCGAUACCCACCACCGCCGCCGCCGCCACUGGUGCCGACGGCGGCAGGACCGCCCUCCAGCCAAUAUUACGGCGGCACUGCUGCCUACUACCUGGUACCGGAGCCGGCGUACAUGGCGCACGAACAGGAAUACUGGCCGCCUCAGCCAGGGUACGAGUACCCUCCGGGAGGCUACUCGUACCCCGUCGACGAGUACCCAGGUGCUGGCUACCUGGGUGCCACUGGUGGUGGUCCUCCGACAACUUACUACCCUCGCCCUCACCCGGGUUAUACGAAAAAGCGAGCACCACCGCCGCUGCUGCGGGUGGUGGUAGGGGGAGGUGUGUCCAAGCCACCUCAUAAUACGCAUCACCGUCGGCCUCCCUCAGCAGAAGUGGCGGCGGCGGCAGCAGCAGCAGCGGCGGAAGCGACGCGACCGGGGCCCAAACCCGAGUGA
Molecule: messenger RNA, 1527 nt
Organism: Diutina rugosa
Lineage: Eukaryota; Fungi; Ascomycota; Pichiomycetes; Serinales; Debaryomycetaceae
Gene: CPH1
Product: homeodomain family transcription factor
Exons: 1
Coding region: 1-1527 (508 amino acids)
Biological process (GO): regulation of pseudohyphal growth; sexual reproduction; regulation of DNA-templated transcription
Cellular component (GO): Tec1p-Ste12p-Dig1p complex; Ste12p-Dig1p-Dig2p complex; nucleus
Molecular function (GO): DNA-binding transcription factor activity
Source: RefSeq, a predicted model, not a curated record